Molecule: messenger RNA, 4960 nt
Organism: Trichoplusia ni (cabbage looper)
Lineage: Eukaryota; Metazoa; Arthropoda; Insecta; Lepidoptera; Noctuidae
Gene: dia
Product: protein diaphanous
Exons: 29
Coding region: 376-3711 (1111 amino acids)
Biological process (GO): actin filament polymerization; actin cytoskeleton organization
Cellular component (GO): cytoplasm; actin filament
Molecular function (GO): actin binding; microtubule binding; small GTPase binding
Source: RefSeq, a predicted model, not a curated record
UACGAGUCUAGACUUUGCGUGUUGCGGUACUGUUUUAGACUGAAAAUUGUAUUACCCUCAUUAUCGCGAAUUAAACUCUAUUUUAUCAACGUUAAGGUCCAUUUUCAAGUGUUGUUAAUAACUUUGGAGUGUAGAAAAUUCUCUUGCGUGGAAUUUUGAAUCUUAUUCGAAUGAGUGUAGAGUUGUUUUUUAGUUUUUCUGUGAAUAUUGAUUUGAUUUGCCUAAUGGACCAAAAUAACUGUUAAAUAGGCAAAAACGUCCUUAAAACGCUGUCGAUAAAACAAGUAAUAUAUCCCAGUGAUUGUUGGAAGUGUUUCGAAUAUAAUAUAUUUAUAAACACUGCAAUGUGCCAUAUGUGCGUGUCGUAAUAAUACGAUGUAUGCUAUCAAAAGUAUGGGCGAAUACGUCAGGGAUCUGUCGCCGUUUUCGCUGGACACAUGGUUCGGGCGGCCGAAGAAGGGCGGGGCCCAGAUCGAGCGGGGCUACGAUACGGUCCCCCGGGGGGCCGAGCCCCGCGCCGAGGACGACGAGCCCUCGGCCACCGCGGAGUACACCAGCAAGAUAGACGCGCUGGAUGACGCGCAGCUACAUCGACGGUUUGAGGAAAUGCUGGCGGACAUGAAUCUCAAUGAGGAAAAGAAGGAGCCGUUAAGGAAGUACCCUCGAGACCAGAAGAAGAAGAUGCUGGUCGCAUACAAAUUUGUUAAUACACAGGAAGGCCGCUCAAAAUUCGAAAAGCCAUCUGACUACGUAACAUACCUGAACCAACCGGAGCUCUCAGUGGGCAAGCUUCACGGCUGUCUCGAGAACCUGAGGAUAUCUCUCACGAACAACCCUCUAUCCUGGAUCGAGGACUUCGGGACCAAGGGCAUCGAGAGCCUACUCACGACGCUCAACCAGUGUUAUACGAAUGACUCCCGCUACGACCGUGUCCAGUACGAGUGCAUCAGAUGUCUGUCGGCGAUCCUGAACAACACGGUGGGCAUCCGGACCAUGUUCGAGUGUCGCGAGGCGCUGCCCGUGCUGGCCAGGAGUCUGGACGCCAGGAAACCGCACUGCGCGCUCGAGGCUGCUAAGGUGCUAGCCGCCAUCUGCCUGAUCCCCAACGGGCACGAGAAGGUUCUCGAAGCCAUCACGAUGGCGGGCGAGUCUAGCCGCAAGUUGCGUCUGCUGCCCAUCGUCGAGGGGCUCGACACCAAGACUCCUGAGAGCUUGAAGACUGGCUGCAUGCAACUGAUGAACGCUAUAAUCACGGAGCCCGAGGAAUUGGAGUUCAGGAUGCAUCUGAGGAGCGAGUUUAUGAGAACUGGACUCUAUGAUAUGAUCGAGGAGUUGCGCGCGGGCGCGGAGGGCGCGCGCCAGAUCCAGAUGACGGUGUUCGACACGCACGCCGCCGCCGACCAGGACGAGUUCCUCGCCAGGUUCGACGACGUCAGAGUGGAUUUCCACGACGUUAACGAAUGCUUCGAGCUGGUUAAGAACCUGGUAAUGGACACGCCGGCCGAGCCCUACCUUCUGUCCAUACUACAGCAUCUGCUGUUCAUCAGGGAUGAUGAUCUUAUCAGGCCGGCCUACUACAAACUAGUGGAGGAAUGUAUAACUCAGAUAGUCCUGCACAAGAACGGCUACGACCCGGACUUUAGAGCCACGCAGAGGUUCAAUAUCGACGUGCAGCCGCUUAUUGAUGGACUUAUAGAAAAAUCUCGCGCCGAAGAGGAAAAGAAGAUCGAGGAGCUCCGCGUGAAGCUGGAGGCGGCCAUCGCGGCGCGGCAGGAGGCGGAGGCCCGCGCCGCGCACCUGGAGGAGCGCCUGCGCGGCGCCGCGCCCGGCCCCGGCCUCACGCACGGGAACAUCGCCGCCAUCGCCAAGGCAAUCAGCAGUCCGGGUGGAUCGGUACCAGCGCCGCCGCCUUUACCGGGAGGCGCCGGACCACCGCCGCCACCGCCAAUGCCUUCACAAGGUGGGAACGCGCCGCCGCCGCCGCCCAUGCCUUCAGUUCCCGUGUAUAAUAAGAGAUGGCGCUGCCCGAGUGUUACCAAGAUCUAUAAAUCCGGCGGAGGCCCGCCGCCUCCUCCUCCCCCGCCCCUGCCCGGCGGUGGGGGCGGGCCUCCCCCGCCGCCCAUGCCGGGCGCGGGCGGGGCGCCGCCGCCGCCACCCAUGAUGGGGGGCCCGCGCCCGCCACCGCCUCCCGGGGGACCCAUGAUGCCCAGGAUGCCACAACCAGACGUGUUACCGCACGGCUUGAAACCUAAGAAAAAGUGGGAGGUUGAGGGUCCCUUGAAGCGAGCUAACUGGAAGACUAUCGUACCGCAGAAGAUGUCGGAGAAAGCAUUCUGGGUUAAGGUACAAGAAGACAAACUGGCUUCCCCGGACAUCCUGAGCGGUUUAGCGCAGAAGUUCUCCAGCAAACCCGUCGCCAAGAAGAACGAGGAUGCUGUUGAUAAGGUCCACACUCUAAAGAAGGUCAAAGACCUGAAGGUGCUAGACAGUAAGGUGGCUCAGAACCUGUCCAUCUUGCUGGGAGGCUCGCUCAAGCAUAUGUCGUAUGAACACAUAAGGACUUGUGUCCUCAGGUGUGAUACGACCGUGUUGACGGCCAACGUGCUCGAUCUGUUGAUACAGUACCUGCCCCCGGCGGACCAGCUGAAGAAGCUGUCGGAGCUGAAGGUGAACAGCGAGGAGCUGACGGAGGCGGAGCUGUUCGCGGCGACGGUGGCCGACAUCAAGCGCCUCACGCCGCGCCUGCGCAGCCUCGCCUUCAGGGAGCACUACGCCGAGGUCAUCUCCGAAGUCAAGCCGGACAUCGUAUCCGGUACGGCGGCAUGCGAAGAGGUCAAGUCAAGUGAAAAGUUCGCCAAAAUACUUGAACUCUUACUACUAUUAGGAAACUAUAUGAACUCCGGCUCUAAUAACGCUGGCGCGUACGGAUUUGAAAUCAGCUUCUUGACUAAGUUAACGGCGACGAAAGAUCUGGAGAACAAGCAAACCUUAUUACAUUACUUAGUUGAAACCAUAGAGAAUAAGUUCCCCGAUGUACUGACGUUCGCUGAAGAAAUGCCGCACAUAGACAGGGCCGCCCGCGUAUCCAUGGAGAACCUUCAGAAGGCUCUGAAGAAGAUGGAAAACGACAUCAAGUCGCUUGAGAUGGACCUCAACAACUCGCGCGUGCCGCAGUGUCCCGACGACCUGUUCAACGAGUCUAUGAGCUCGUUCGCGGUGGAAGCGCGCGAACAGUGCGACCUCCUCCACUCCAUGUUCCGGAAGAUGGAGGCUCUCUACACGGAACUAGCUGAGUACUACGUCUUCGACCCUCAGAAGUACACCCUAGAGGAGUUCUUCUCGGACCUCAAGACGUUUAAGGACUCUUUUGUAUCGGCCUACCAGGAGGUGUCGGCGGCCCGCGAGGCGCUGGCGCGGGCGGCGCGCGCGCGGUCCGCCCGCGCCGCCGCCGAGCGCGAGCGUCGCGACCGCACGCACCGCUACAAGCAGCUGCUCGACAUACACCAGGCGCAGGACGGCGUCAUGGACAGUUUGAUGGAAGCGUUACAAAGCGGUUCAGCGUUUAGCAGAGAACGGCCGAGGAAGAAAGCUAACCCAAGAGUAGCUGGAGCCGAGAGACGAGCGCAGUUGAGCAGAUCGCGGUCGCGGUCCGGGCUCACCGGCCCACUCACGUCGCGGGAGUUAACUAAUGAAUUGCUGGGCAACGCGUGAUCAAACUCUCACCAAGUGAUAUUAGGAAUUAUUAUGACUUAAAAUAAUAUGACAUGUUCACAGCAAGAUGAAUAAAUCUAUCGAAAUCAUUAUCACUAGGUUAAUACCGCGGUUUUGUCUACUUUAGAGGCGUUUUCAUGAUACAUACGCAUACAUAAAACAUUAAUUGAAAUAUGCCUAAUAAAAAGUUUCAAAAUAUUAAUCAUGGUUAUAAAUUUGUGCUAAAUUUUAUUAAUAUUCGUAUAUUUGUUUUUGCCUUACAUGGUAACAAUCUUACAAACGAAAGAAAUCGAGCUGGAUAUUGUAAAAUUCACAAUAUUCGAAAUUAAAUGUAUACCUUUUGCUGUGGAAAUGUCGUUUGUCUAAAUAUAUAGAAUUUAUAUUGCAAUAAAGUUUGUUUUGUUGUCUACACAAAAGAAACAGGUGUCUGGCGUGGAUGUCUGUGAUGUCGAUCGAAAAAGUUUCCUACAAAAUUCUAUCAAAUUCGGUUUAGCGGUUUAGUCGUUACUGAAUAACAGACAGACAACUUUCACAUUUAAAAUAUUGUAUGGAUGAUUAAAAUAUCUCAAUAUUUAGAUUAAAACUACAAUUUAAACUCAAUGCAAUAUAAAUUGUAUAUAGUAAUGAAUAGUUAUUAAUAACAAUAUGUAAUAGGAGACGUAAGAUACUUACGCUUAAAUUAUAAAUAAUUACGGAAUUAAUUAAGACAUCCUGUUACUUUAUUAACUUGGGUUUGUCAUAAAAAACAACUCGUAAAUGAAUCAUUUUGAAACUGUUUCUCUUGCAAUCCUUUUAAAGGGCUACAAAUUCUCGUUUUUGGUCUUCCUCUGCUAAGAAAAGCCCUCUACCAAAACUUUUCAUGAAAAUUUAUGUUGGAAACGUAGAUUUUGCAAUUGUAUACAAGACCGAAACUCAAUUUGUCUUUAUUAGCUGUGAAACUGUCCUUGCCAUGGUGAAGGAGGAAAUGGGCAUUUUGUAUACUUAGUGGAACUUACUUAGCCUUGCUCCUCCUAAUUGUCCCAUUGUGUGUAGUGGUUUUGGGUGACGGUCUGUCUAGCCAUCUCAAAUCUCUUCAAGAAAGCAAAAAAAAAAGCCACAAGGCAAGUUAAAAGUCACAUAAACAUUCGCAGGCUUCAUGCCCGUCUGUCUCACCUUGUUAAGUAUCUAUCAAUACGGCUGUUUAUGUUGAAAUCUCACUUUUUCCAUUGAAAUGUUAAGUUUGAAAAAUUACACAUAAUGCAUUUUUAGU